AUGUCUACAUAUUGCUACGGAGACCACGAAUUACAACAAAUCAAAGUAUGGAACUACAAUCCCAACAAUAAACAUACAUACAUCUAUAUCCAUGGUGGAGCUUGGAAAGAUCCUAAAAACACCUUCGAUGAAUUAGCUCCAGUUGCCGCCACCACGCCCAACUCAACUUUCAUUGGAAUUAAUUAUCGUUUAACUUCACUGAAAGUCAAGCAUCCACUACAUUUGGCGGAUGUUACCAAAGCCAUCAUCUACAUCGUUACCAAUUUCAAAACGCAACAACUGCAUUUAUUAGGGUAUUCAGUUGGUGCAACUUUAAUUCUUCAAUUCUUACAAUUUAAACAUCAUUUCAAUCAAGCGUUCAACUAUUACAAAACAUGGGCCACUGAUAAAGAAGUUGUUGAAGAACUUGGAGAUGCAUCGAUUGUAGAUGAAUUACACCUAAUCGAAGAAAAUGAUGAUCUCAUAAUCAAACUUGAUAGAUUAAUCAAACAAGGUCAAUUAUACUUUUCAUCAAUCAAAUUUCUCGAUGGAAUAUACGACUUGCCUCAACUAAUUGAAGAAUAUCCUCAAUAUGGCUCAUGGUUUGUAUAUGAAUCCUAUCCAAGUGAAAAAUUAAUCAAUUUAAAUUCAUUAUCUCAUGAAAUUUUAAUCAAUAAUGGUAAAUUGGCACCGGCAACAAAUGAUCCCCAUGCUAGUAUGAUUGAUGACAUGACUAACGUGUAUAUUGUUCAUUCAUUACAAGAUGAAUUGUUGUCGUUAAAACAAACGCAAUUAUUGACGGAUUUUUUCAACAAGACUUUGAGGAAAGGAUGUAUUGUCUUGACUGGUAAUUGGGGCAAACAUGAUGAUAUUUAUGGAAAGCAUCGUAAAAAAAUAUUCUUAUACGGAGAAGCGGACUAG
This is a messenger RNA of Lodderomyces orthopsilosis Co 90-125, 900 nucleotides long. Its product is annotated as arylformamidase. Lineage: Eukaryota; Fungi; Ascomycota; Pichiomycetes; Serinales; Debaryomycetaceae. The record is from RefSeq and is a predicted model, not a curated record. Bases 1 to 900 code for a protein of 299 amino acids. The transcript has a single exon.